This is a messenger RNA of Molossus molossus (Pallas's mastiff bat), 3736 nucleotides long. It is a transcript of the gene TTLL4, whose product is annotated as tubulin tyrosine ligase like 4. Gene Ontology annotation, cellular component: cilium. The record is from RefSeq and is a predicted model, not a curated record. Gene Ontology annotation, biological process: microtubule cytoskeleton organization; protein polyglutamylation. Gene Ontology annotation, molecular function: tubulin-glutamic acid ligase activity; tubulin binding. NCBI's taxonomy places the organism in Eukaryota, Metazoa, Chordata, Mammalia, Chiroptera, Molossidae.
GUCUGAGCCCUCCUGCUUGCCCAGCAGGCCAAGGGAGGAAGCCGCCCGCAGCCGGAGCCGGCGCCUAGCCGGGGCGAAGCUGGGUCCGCUAGGCUGAUGUACUUCAAGGAUGCAGCUGUUGCUACUGGAGAUGUGUGGCACCUUACCUGAGUCGGCCCAUGAGGCCAUGUGGCCGUGAUGUGGGCCCCUCAUGGCCUCAGCAGGAACAGGGCACUACAGUAGUCUCCGUCAGGGAAACAGCUUUAAGCAGAGUGGUCCCUUGGUCAAAGUGCCUGCCCCGUCACCUGAGAACUCUGAGAGCAAAGUCUGGGGUCCGGUUCAUCAGCAGCAGCAGGUGAAACCGAUCUGGAAGCUGGAGAAGAAACACGUGGGGACUCUUUCAACAGGGUUGGAUCCACGCCUCUUGAGUGUGCCACCCCAGCCAGCAUAUUUCUUUUGCCCCAGCACUUCAUGUAGCUCUGGGACCACAGCUGCCCUUGCAGGCCACAGCAACUCCUGUUACCUGUCUUCUCUCCCGGAUUUGUUCAGCAGUACCCUGCUGCACCGCUGCUCCAGCUGUAGACACAAAGCAUACCAGCCGCUGCAGUCUUUCUGCUUUCGUUCAAGCUCAUCAGAAAAAAGACCUUUUUCUCUCCCUCAAAAGAGCCUCCCUGUCAGACUCACUGCCAAUAAGGCCACUUCCAUGGUCUCCCCUAUGGCCCAGCCCAUGGCAUCCUCGUCCACAGAUCCAUACCUCUCACUGGGAGCCGCUGGGGAAAGCCCUUCAGGGAAGAGACUGGCCUCUGCCAUCUCAGGGAAGAUCCCAUCUGUACUCUCUUCCCCUUCCUCCUCCUACAAGCCCAUGCUAAAUAACAACUCCUUCAUGCGGCCAAAUAGCACUAAAGUGCCUUUCUCACAGGCCACAGAGGGCCUGAAGCCAGUAUCCUCACCCAAGAUCCAACUUGUCUCCUGGCAUCAUUCAGGGGGCACUGGAGACUGUGCAUUCCAGCCUAUUGAACACAAGGUACCCAAGAGCAAUGGCAUUGUCCUACAUGGUGCCCUUGCCCAUAGCACCCGCUCUACCCCUAGCUGUUUAGAUGCUUCUACCACCAGUGUUGCCUCCCGCCAGUACAACCAGAGUAACUUAGCUGUGAGGAUAGAACCACAUCCCUGCAGCCUAGAUGGCGCCUCUGUUUCCCAGGCUCUGACCACAGAGGUUCAAUUCACUGAGGCCGUGAGGAAGUUGACUGCAAGAGGCUUUGAGAAGCCGAGGCAAGGCUCCCAAUUUGGACAGUCUUGUUUUAUGAACCCCAACUUGCAGUGGGAUCUCCUCAAUAGGAACAGGCGGUGGAGAUCUAUGGUUGGCCAGCAGUUCCCUCAUGAGGGUGCUGGAGCCAACAGUAGGAUCCUCCCUGGAGCCUCAGAUACCUUGGAGUUGGACAGUACAGUCUUUUGUACCAAACGCAUCAGCAUUCACCUCCUUGCCUCACACACCAGUGGGCUCAGCCGCAGCCCUGCCUGUGGAUCUGUGAUUGACUCCCCACCACCUGGGAAAGACAAAACUCCAGUUCUGCCUUCUCCCCGUCAGUCUUUUGGCUUAACCGAUGUGGCCACCUGCCUCUCUUCCAUUCAUCUGGGCCAGCUUGGGAAGGAAGGGCCUAAAGAAGCCAGGGAGCUGGAUUCACCUGCUAAGGGUGUUAGUUCAGCUACUGACCUCCAGCUAGACCAGGCUGAGGCUGAAGAUUUAGAAGAAGAGCUGGUAGAUGGUUUGGAAGACUGCUGCAGCCAGGAUGAGAAUGAAGAGGAGGGAGACUCCGAGUGCUCCUCCUUCAGUGCUGCCUCUCCAAGCGAGUCCAUAGCAGUGAUCUCUCGGGACUGCAUCAAGUCUCUGACCAAACCUCUUUCCAGUGAGAAAGUUGUCCGACCAGCCCUUAUCUACAGUCUCUUUCCCAAUGUGCCUCCUACCAUCUAUUUUGGCACUCGAGAUGAGAAAGUGGAGAAACUUCCCUGGGAGCAGAGGAAGCUGCUCCGGUGGAAGAUGAGCACAGUGACUCCCAACAUUGUCAAGCAGACCAUUGGACGGUCCCACUUCAAAAUCAGCAAGAGAAAUGAUGACUGGCUGGGCUGCUGGGGUCACCACAUGAAGUCUUCUGGUUUCCGAUCCAUUCGGGGGCAUCAGAAGCUAAACCACUUCCCAGGUUCAUUCCAAAUUGGGCGAAAGGACCGGCUGUGGCGGAACCUGUCCCGCAUGCAGAGCCGCUUUGGUAAGAAGGAGUUCAGUUUCUUCCCCCAGUCGUUUAUCCUGCCCCAGGACGCCAAGCUCCUGCGCAAAGCCUGGGAGAGCAGCAGCCGCCAAAAGUGGAUCGUUAAACCACCAGCAUCAGCUCGAGGCAUUGGCAUCCAAGUCAUUCACAAGUGGAGUCAGCUCCCCAAGCGAAGGCCCCUUCUGGUACAGAGGUAUCUCCACAAACCCUACCUCAUCAGUGGCAGCAAAUUUGAUCUGCGAAUCUAUGUUUACGUCACCUCCUAUGAUCCUCUGCGGAUUUACCUCUUUUCAGAUGGACUCGUUCGCUUUGCCAGUUGCAAGUAUUCCUCUUCCAUGAAGAGCCUUGGCAACAAGUUCAUGCACUUGACCAACUACAGUGUCAAUAAAAAGAAUGCUGAGUACCAGGCCAAUGCAGAUGAAACAGCCUGCCAGGGCCACAAAUGGGCACUGAAGGCUUUAUGGAACUACCUGAGCCAGAAGGGAGUCAAUAGUGAUGCCAUCUGGGAGAAGAUAAAAGAUGUUGUUGUCAAAACCAUCAUUUCGUCAGAACACUAUGUGACCAGCCUGCUGAACAUGUAUGUGCGGCGGCCUUAUAGUUGCCAUGAGCUCUUUGGUUUCGACAUCAUGCUGGAUGAGAACCUUAAGCCCUGGGUCCUGGAAGUCAAUAUUUCCCCAAGCCUCCACUCCAACUCUCCACUGGACAUCAGCAUCAAAGGCCAGAUGAUCCGUGACCUUCUGAACCUGGCAGGCUUUGUUCUGCCCAACACAGAGGAUAUUUCCAGCUCCAGCAGCUCCAGCAGCUCCACCACCAGCCUGCCCAGCUCCCCCAGGGACAAAUGUCGAAUGGCCCCAGAGCAAUUCACUGCACAGAAGUUGAAGAAAGCCUAUUACCUGACCCAGAAAAUUCCUGAUCAGGACUUCUAUGCAUCUGUCCUGGAUGUCCUGACACCAGAUGACGUUCGGGUUCUGGUCGAAAUGGAGGAUGAGUUUUCUCGCCGGGGUCAAUUUGAACGAGUUUUUCCUUCUCGAAUCUCUUCUCGCUAUCUCCGCUUUUUUGAGCAGCCACGAUAUUUCAAUAUUCUCACCACCCAAUGGGAACAGAAGUACCAUGGCAACAAGCUCAAAGGAGUAGAUCUGCUUCGCAGUUGGUGCUACAAAGGCUUCCACACGGGAGCCAUCUCAGAUCCUGCUCCAGUGUGGUCUCUCCCGACUGUCCCAAAGGGUGACGUGAAGCUCAGCGCUUUCUCCAAAUCAGAGAUUCACAACCUGGGGAAACCCAGUUCCUCAGAAGACAGUGAGGACACCGGUGGAGAACUCCGCCUCUCCAUGCAGAUGUCACCUGUGAGCAAGAACUCUGGGCGGACUUUGAGACUCUCUGCUUCCCCCGCCACCCAGUCAACUGUUGACUCCCUCCUGGUUGCUGUGAGCCCAUGACUGGCCUCUUCCCACUAGCCCCUGCCCAGGAGCACCAGCGUAGCUACCUCAUGGCAA